Saccostrea cuccullata (small rock oyster) is the source of this 2190-nucleotide messenger RNA. RefSeq lists its product as uncharacterized. Lineage: Eukaryota; Metazoa; Mollusca; Bivalvia; Ostreida; Ostreidae. The coding region runs from base 2 to 2011 and encodes 669 amino acids. The transcript has 2 exons. The record is from RefSeq and is a predicted model, not a curated record.
AAUGUCGCCAGCAAAUAGACUGGGAAGGUCCAAAAUACACAAUUUCUUGGAGGCACCAGCUGUAUGUAAGCUUAAGAUAACAAAAGAUGCGCAAAUUCAGGUUCGAACAUCAUCAAAUGUAGUGGACGAACAACACACAGCAAACGAAUCAAAGUACAGAAACAUUCGCAAAAUGCCUUAUUGUCAUGAAAUGUUUUUUGAAAAUGUAAUAAAAGACGAAUUUCCGACUGUGAAACUACUAGAAGCAUACGAGGAUGAGAAACGAGGGACUGGAAGGGCUUUUGAGGAAGUUCUCAUGGAAACUGGCUGCUACAUUCAAUCUUCGUGGCUUGUACGAGUUGCAGUUAGAUUUUCACAGAGAUCCAAUGAGGCUUGGCUAGACAACUUUCUUCGUAACUUUAUAGACAACAGCAACCACGUCUUAAAGAAAUGUUUCGUGGAGGAGGUCAAGAACCUGUUCUUGAAAGUCUAUAAAAACUCGAUCAAGAUUUAUGAUAUCUGGGUUGGAUACUCGAACGUGUUGGAAAAAGAGAACCUUCGUUUCGAUACCCUUGUUGUUAUCACCCACACAAAAAUUACAGACAAAUUAAAAGUGUCAAAAUUUUGCGGUCUUAAAGUUGAUUUUCGCGACAAAAAUGCAUGUUCAACUGAGGCAAAGGCCCUUUUACAACAUGAAAGUUUAGUACCGUUAAAUUUUCAAACACUAUUAUCAGACACUGCUAUUGAAGUUUUGGUAUCAAAGCAUUCAAAUGUAACAAUACUCACACAAUCUGGCAUCAAAUCCCGGGGCUUUAACUCAAUACACCAUCAGAUAACAAUGUGCCCAUGCGUUGUAAUCCACUGUAGAGUUAAGGGAAUCGUCCCAUUUGGAGAAUCCCCAUUUCCUCCAAAGAUAGGAGAAAUCCCCGUGGAUGUACGGGAAGGAUUUUGCGACUUUGCAAGCAGUCAGGACAAAUUACAAUUGGGACAAAGAAUAGGACCCAUGAACAAUCGUUUUGACUUUGGUACGCUUGGGGGAUUUGUGGACCUUCCUAGAUCCAGAAAAGGUUUCAUAACGUGUGCCCAUGUUGUCUGUCCGAGCGAUAUUCUCCAAAAUGGAAAUGUUCAAAACUUUGUCGAAAAUAAUGCAGUGAUGAUAGCUGAUAAAAGCAUUACAACCCCGAGUGAACCUGUCGGAAAGGUGAAGAAAGCAGCUUUUCGAUUUGGAAAAGAAGCACAAGUAAGCGUUGACGCAGCCUUGAUAGAAUUACAUGCAUGUUCGCGAUUUCCAGAGAACGGCAACUUCGCUUUUGACUGGACACAAGAUAACAAAGAAAGGAUUAGAAAGAUGGGCUUUUCCGAAACAAAUGCACCAACAUUCUCUAACGGCGAAACUACAAGUAUUUCAUCUGAUAACAUCAGGAAUGAUUUAAUAAAAUGUGGAGCGGCAACAGGUUUAACUCUCGGUCGACUUCGAAGCAUGGAGUCACAUGCAUUUAUCGUUAACGAAGAUGUCAAGUUCUCGAACAAUAUAUGUAAAUUUUAUCAUCAAAUGGAGGUAAUUCCGCUUGCGUUCCAAGAAAAUUUUGCCGUGAAAUCCCUACCACCCUUCAUUAGCCAUGGUGAUUCUGGUUCGUUUGUUUUCAUGAUAGUUAACAACAGUCCUUUGGUUUUGAAAUGUGUGGGCCUAGCUAUCGCCGUGACGUCAUACGGGUCCUGUUUGAUGACGCCAAUAGAUAAAGUCUUAUCCGCUUUAGGAUUACCAAGUGACUGUCUUAUGAAAUUAAAUCCUUCAGAAACAUUAGACAGUACUUCAAACGGACAGAGUGGAGUAAGUGAAGAAACAUUGACGCGGUUACUUGAGAGAAUGCAAUUAAAUAUCAGUGAGGAGCUGGCAUCCUUAGAACAAAACAUAAAUUCAAGGACAGCCGAACUGGCCGGGAGAGUAUCAAUGAUUGAACAAGAAAUGGAGGAACAGAGAAAAGAGCAUAGAAUAUUACCUUGGUUCAACUCGUUGUGUUCAAUUAUGUAAAACUCUUAAAGUUGUGUAACCAUGUUCAACCUUUACAAAUAUUUACUACAGAAGUUUUUGUUGAUAUGUUUCUUUUUAACAUGUGAUUGAAUAAAAAUAAAAUAAUUGCCCUCUUUCUGUUCUGCUCAGGUUGCAUAAAAAAUUUUAAUUGGUGUUAGAUGAGUGCGUAAAUACAGAUA